Drosophila yakuba is the source of this 854-nucleotide messenger RNA. Its product is annotated as trypsin alpha-3. Bases 27 to 833 code for a protein of 268 amino acids. Gene Ontology annotation, biological process: proteolysis. Gene Ontology annotation, molecular function: serine-type endopeptidase activity. Lineage: Eukaryota; Metazoa; Arthropoda; Insecta; Diptera; Drosophilidae. The record is from RefSeq and is a predicted model, not a curated record. The transcript has a single exon.
UUCUACAACCGCGUUUAUUUGCCAAAAUGCUGCUCCGAGCUCUACCACUUCUGCUCACACUCUGUGUGUUGGUCCUCUCCAACGACGACACGGAUGCAGAUGAAGAAGAGGAAGAGGACGACGACUGCAACAAGGCGACUCUUGGUGGCCAUCCGGUGGACAUAACGACAGCGCCAUGGAGCGCCUCCGUUUCGAUCAGGGAAAAGGCCAAGUGCGGCGGAGUGAUAUACUCACUGAGUCACAUUGUGACGGCUGGCAAAUGCGUGGAUGGAUUCUUGAACAAGGCGAUCAGGAUACGAGUGGGUAGCACCACGCGCAGCGAUGGAGUCAUCGAGGCUGAUGUGUGCAACAUCACGGUUCACGAAAAGUUCACCGGCCGCACAAUACUCCAUAAUCUGGCCAUCUUGAAGUUGUGUGGACCGCUCACGGCCUCCAAAACGAUCCAGACAAUCCAGUUGGCCAAACAGUUUCCGGCCAAUGGGGCAAUGGUCACGGCCAACGGCUGGGCCUCCUUCAGGUGGUGGACCACGUAUUGGAGCAAGUGCCUGGACGAUGAAGCCCACAAGCUGCUGAAGGCCGAGGUUAAAAUGCUUGGACCCAGACAAUGCACAAAUCUGGGCGUCGAACACAAUUGGUCCAAGCAAAACUUCACCGAGUACUUAUUCUGCACCGAGAAGUUCGGCAAGGAUGCCUGCUCCUUCGGCAUGGGAUCACCUGUGGUCCACCAGGGCAAACUAAUCGGCAUCAUGUCAAAGGGCGGCUGUUCCGACCUCCCUGAAGUCUACAUCAAUAUUAUCAGGUACAAGAGCUGGCUGGAAAGUCACACCAAAUAAACUUAAACCACGUUCUCCGAA